Saccostrea cuccullata (small rock oyster) is the source of this 1124-nucleotide messenger RNA. RefSeq names its product complement C1q tumor necrosis factor-related protein 3-like. NCBI's taxonomy places the organism in Eukaryota, Metazoa, Mollusca, Bivalvia, Ostreida, Ostreidae. Bases 55 to 837 code for a protein of 260 amino acids. Gene Ontology annotation, molecular function: protein binding. The record is from RefSeq and is a predicted model, not a curated record. The transcript has 2 exons.
UUUAAUUUGACGAUUUUAGGGGUGUUUACUACAAAAUUUGGAACUAUCAGUAAUAUGAAGGUGCUGAGUUUUGCUUUAUUACUACUCUGGAUGUGUUGGGUAAAAUUAGAAGCAAAGGAAAACUCUAGAGUUAAAAUUGAUGAAAUAUGUUCAGCGGAAAUCCAGACACUACGCCAGGAGAUGUCAGCAUUGAGAGAAGAAGUUCUUCUCCAGAAAAAGGAAAUUAAACAACUCAAAAAUGAAGAACCACAAAAUCCAGAACAGAAAGAAAAUCGCCAGGAUGCGCAAAGUCCUCUUAGAACCCUUCAUGCAGCUUCAAAGCAGAAGAGAUUUCAACGAGAAAAUACAUUUUCCAGUGGGCAAUUCUCCGAUCAGCAUUACAAAUACAGAGGAAAACGAUGGUUAUUUGGUCAGGAACAAAACGUAUCACUUUCCACGAAGCGCCAAAUAGCUUUUCAUGCAAAUUCUCCAACGCACUUUAGACACCUUGCAGUUCGACAAACCUUAAUCUUUGGAAACGUCAUCCUAAAUGUAGGAAACUACUAUCGCCAUGUUACAGGAAUCUUUACCCCAGACGUCUCCGGUGUGUAUGUUUUUUAUGUGCAGCUAGUGAUGUGUGAUAGGAAUCGUAUUGUUCACACUGAACUUCUUGUAGAGGGUGUUCGCAAACGUGCCCACUUGGCAGGGGGCGUUCACUAUUGUUCAAAUGGAGGAGGAAUGACUAUCGUCCACGUAAAUGCCGGGGACUCCGUCUGGGUUCGACUCUCAACAACAGAUGGAAAUAACAACUUUGGUUAUGAGAGCAGUUUUUCUGGAUUUUUACUGUAUGAAGACUGAUACAAGGUAUACCUACAUGUGCUCUUAUAAAGAUGUUUCAUACUUGGGAAUAUCCGGGUUUCCGGUAUCAGCAUUAACGAUCACAAAUAACAACUGAGAACUUCAAGAUAAUUAAUUCCUAAUUUACAGGCCGUUGUUGUAUCUUAUCCAUAUUUAUUCCCUUUUAUUAAUAAUCAUAUGUAUACAUAUCCCUUUUAAUUUUCUAUUAUCAAUAUUUUUACUCUGCGCCUAUUAUAGGCCCCAUAUUUCUUUACUUGGGGAUUUAAACCUCUAGGAAGAAUUUUAUG